AUGGUCCUCCGGCGAGACAGGGGGUUGGUGCAGGCCACACGAACCCGCCGUAAAACACCAGUGCAGGAAGCACACGAUGCGAGCCGGACCAAUCGGCACGGAACUGGACAUCAUUUGAGGUCCCACGAUUGGAAGCUCGGGACGUGGAAUUGCAGGUCUCUCAAAUUUGACGGGAGUAUCCGCAUACUUUCCGACAUAUUGAGGGUCCGCAAGUUCAGCAUCGUAGCGCUGCAGGAGGUUGGCUGGAUAGGCGCGGAAGAGGUACAAGCGUACCCAAGGAUUGGCUGUACAAUCUACCAGAGCCGCGGCGAAAAAAAGAGGCUGGGGACAGCCUUUAUAGUGCUGGGCGAAAUGCGCGAUCGCGUGAUUGGGUGGACCCCGCUCACCGACCGAAUGUGCGUGUUGAGGGUUAAGGGCCGUUUCUUCAACAUCAGCAUCAUAAACGUGCACAGCCCGCACUCAGGAAGCGAAGAUGACGACAAGGACGCAUUUUACGAGCAGCUGAACUGGACGUACAACAGCUGCCCAAAACAUGACGUCAAAAUCGUUAUUGGAGAUUUUAACGCUCAGGUUGGCCAGGAGGAGGAAUUCAGACCGGUGAUAGGAAAGUUCAGCGCCCACGUACGCACGAACGAAAACGGCCUGCGACUGAUCGACUUCGCCACCUCCAAAAACAUGGCCGUACGAAGUACCUGCUUCCAGCACAACCUCCGAGACAAGUACACCUGGAGAUCACCACAAGGAACGGAAUCACAAAUCGACCACGUCGUAAUCGACGGUAGACACUUUUCCGACAUCAUCGACGUCAGGACCUAUCGCGGCGCCAACGUCGACUCGGACCACUAUCUGGUGAUGGUGAAAAUGCGCCAACGACUUUCCCUGGCGAAAAGCGUUCGGUACCGCCGCCCUCCGCGGUUGGAUCUGGAGCGGCUUAAGUUACCGGAAGUCGCAUCCCGGUACGCGCAUUCGCUGGAGGCUGCGUUGCCAGGGGAGGGUGAGCUGUUGGAAGCUCCCCUCGAGGACUGCUGGAGGAGCGUCAAGGCAGCCAUCACCAACGCAGCAGAAAGCACCAUCGGAUUUGUGGAACGAGGACGACGGAACGAUUGGUUCGACGAGGAGUGUCGAGCGAUUUUGGAGGAGAAGAAUGCAGCACGGAGGGCAAUGCUGCAGUACAAUCUCCGUGAUUACGAGGAGGCGUAUGGACAGAAGCGAAGGCAGCAGCACCAGCUCUUCCGAGCAAAAGUGCGCCACCAGGAAGAGUUGGAGUUUGAGGACAUGGAGCAGCUGCAUCGCUCAAACGAAACGCGCAAGUUCUACAAGAAGCUCAACGGAUCCCGCAACGGCUUCACGCCGCGAGUCGAAAUGUGCCGGGAUAAAAAUGGAGCUAUCUUGACGAACGAGCGUGAGUGUCGCGAGUACCAAGUCCCCACGCACCACCUUUUCAUCGACUUCAAAGCCGCGUACGACUCAGUCGAUCGCGAAGAGCUAUGGAAAAUUAUGGACGAGAACGGUUUUCCCGGGAAGCUGAUCAGACUGAUCAAGAUGACGAUGGAUGGGGCUAGGUGCUGUGUGAAGAUAUCGGGUGCGGAAUCGGACUCGUUCACUUCACUUGGGGGGCUUCGGCAAGGCGAUGGGAUCUCUUGUCUCUGUUUCAAUGUCGUGCUAGAAGGUGUUAUGAGACGAGCGGGCUUCAAUAUGCGGGGCACGAUCUUCAGCAAGUCCAACCAGUUCAUCUGCUUCGCCGACGACAUGGACAUUGUUGGCAGAACGUUCAAGGCGGUUGCGGAUGCGUACACCGACUUGAAGCGGGAAGCAGAGAAGUGUUCCAUCUACAAGUCGCUGAUAAGACCGGUCGUCCUCUACGGGCACGAGACGUGGACAAUGCUCGAAGAGGACUUACGAGCACUAAGCGUCUUCGAACGUCGAGUGCUAAGGACCAUCUUUGGCGGCGUAUAUGAGAACGACGGAUGGCGGCGGAGAAUGAACCACGAACUUGCACAACUCUACAACGAACCAAGCAUCCGGAAAGUCGCGAAGGCUGGCCGGUUGCAGUGGGCGGGUCAUGUUGCAAGGAUGCCGGAACGAGCCGACCAAUUGAGCCAACGGAACCAGAAGAUCAAUCCUGCAAAGUUGGUGUUUGUGUCGGAGCCGGUAGGAACAAGACAAAAUCUGCAUGCCGACAAGAGCUCGAAAGCCACCACCACACCGUGA
This is a messenger RNA of Culex pipiens pallens (northern house mosquito), 2211 nucleotides long. RefSeq lists its product as uncharacterized. The record is from RefSeq and is a predicted model, not a curated record. Gene Ontology annotation, molecular function: catalytic activity. The transcript is spliced from 4 exons. The coding region runs from base 1 to 2211 and encodes 736 amino acids. NCBI's taxonomy places the organism in Eukaryota, Metazoa, Arthropoda, Insecta, Diptera, Culicidae.